Aphanomyces invadans is the source of this 1482-nucleotide messenger RNA. RefSeq lists its product as hypothetical. The record is from RefSeq and is a predicted model, not a curated record. NCBI's taxonomy places the organism in Eukaryota, Oomycota, Saprolegniomycetes, Saprolegniales, Verrucalvaceae. Bases 26 to 832 code for a protein of 268 amino acids. The transcript has 6 exons.
GCGGCAAGCGCGGGUUGAUUCCUUCAUGCUGCCGCUCGUGCUGUACGUGUAUGUGGCUGUGCGGACGGCCGCUGCUUGGCUAUGGUUGAGGUUCUGUCGAUGGCUGACCCAGCCACUUCGUCUUGUGUUGAAAGCGAACGAGUACCAACACAAGAUUGUGAUCAUUGGCGAUGGGUUUGCGGCUGGGUUUGGCGACUGGAUCACCAUGGCUACGUCCGGUGGUCUGUCACAAUACCUUGCCCAGGAAGUGGCCAAGGAGGACAAGAUUCGACACCGCUGGCAAGUCAUUAACCGUGGCAUCCUCGACACGGAUUCGUCGCAGUGGCACCCCACGUCGUCGACCAAGUAUUUCCAAGACGUGUUUUCUGUGCCCCAGCUCCGUGAUGCCGACAUUGUGAUGGUCAUUGUUGGGUCCAUCGAUUCCAGACGCAAGAACCCUUCGAUUUCCCCCGAGCAAACUGUUUGCAACAUUCAAGCGAUUUGCGACGCGUUGCGGAAGAAGGGCAAACGUGUGUGCGUCGGGUCCCUGUGCCAUGCGGAUUUUGAUACCGAGAACGAAACCCAUCGAGUGACGAACCAGGCGCUCGUGGAUUACUGCGAGUCAACCAAGAUGGACGACUUGCCCGUGAAGCUCACGCCGGACCUUUCCACACCCGUUGUGCGGCGGAGCGACUCGAAGGCAUUUGAUGGAUACCAUUUCAACGCAAAGGCGUACCAGCAAAUUGCGCGGGACUCCAUGGCGGUCCUGACCCCGCUGCUCACGGCCGUUGAGUGGGCGACGUGGAAGAAACAGCUCGAAGGGGUCAAGUACGACCCUGCGCUGUACGAUUAACUGGUCAACAAAGUCGCGGUGUUGCACUGGUACAUUAGAUUAGGAGGACCAGUCUGGAAUCUCCCUCUCAGGUUUUGCCGCCCAGUACGCUUCCAUCUGACGAUCCAAUUCCGCCUGCUUCGGGUCCGGCCCUUUGCCUCCUUGGUGCCAGUACGUAUCCAUGUCAAAGUCCAAGUCUUCAGGUUUAGUGGAGGGUGCAUUUUGAUCGUUACCACGAAUGCCGUGGUUCCCGCGUCCUCCGUAGCCUCCACGACCGCCACGUCCCCGGCCACCUCGACCCCUGUUACUGCUGAUCCCUCGAAUAUUCUGGGGUGUCCGAGCCAGCUUUUUUGUUUCAUGUUUUGCAGUGGCGGGUUUGUGGGCAACGGGAGGAGGAGGAGCGGAAAGACCUCGGCGUGUAUUCACGUUCGUUUGACGCUUCGCCUUUUGAACAGCUUGAACGCGUGUUGCACUUUGCUGUGUGACGUUCUUCUUCACAGGAAGCGCAGACGCAUGCAAUGCUGCAAAUCGCUCUGACAAGGGUUUGCUCAAGAAACCAAUGAUGUUUCUUUCCUUGUUUGCUUCCGCAUGCUCGUGCUUGUGGCCGUCUCGUCCGCCAGUGCGACCACCGCGGCCCUCGUAAGAUCGGCCUCGUCCCCUUCCGUGGCCGG